CAACAAUGGAAGGGUGAAACCCUCAAGAUUCGUGGUUGUUACAUAACGUAUGUUCGCUUAGUAGAAGGCGCCUAUACUAAACCAUUUUUUGUUUCCAGAUAUUUAUCAAUAAUCUCAAAAAGAUUAUUGUUCGGAAUACAAUUUCGUGAACUUAAUUGUAAAGGCGGAUAUUUUGCUCAUAGCAAGGAAAUUUCAUCAAGCAAAUAUGGUAGUCCCGACCUUAACAAUAGAGAAUCUAUGAUUAUCGGCAAUACUAACGUAGAUGAGGCAAAACAAGAAGAUUCGCCAUUAUAUGAAGAAGGAACUGUAUUAGUCGAGAUGAAAAAAUAA
Molecule: messenger RNA, 330 nt
Organism: Funneliformis mosseae
Lineage: Eukaryota; Fungi; Glomeromycota; Glomeromycetes; Glomerales; Glomeraceae
Source: the annotation of a GenBank genome assembly